CCCGAGCCGGGCCGGGCCGGGCCGGGCCCUGCCUUCCUCCUCCUCCUCCUCCUCCUCCGCCCCUCGCCCCGGCUGCCGGAGGACGCUGCGCAGGGAGCGGGCGGGUCGGCGGCGCUCGCUGCCAUGGAGGCCCGCUACAACCUCAAGAGCCCGGCUGUCAAACGUUUAAUGAAAGAGGCUGCAGAACUGAAGGAUCCUACAGAUCAUUAUCAUGCACAGCCUUUGGAGGAUAAUCUUUUUGAAUGGCACUUCACUGUUAGAGGCCCUCCAGAUUCAGAUUUUGAUGGAGGGAUUUAUCACGGGCGAAUAGUGCUACCACCUGAAUAUCCCAUGAAACCACCCAGCAUUAUUCUGCUGACAGCCAAUGGCAGGUUUGAAGUGGGAAAGAAAAUCUGCUUAAGCAUCUCAGGACAUCAUCCUGAAACAUGGCAGCCUUCAUGGAGUAUAAGAACAGCUUUACUAGCCAUUAUUGGAUUUAUGCCAACGAAAGGUGAAGGAGCAAUAGGAUCUCUGGAUUAUACACCAGAAGAAAGAAGAGCUCUUGCAAAGAAGUCACAAGACUUCUGUUGUGAAAUGUGUGGCACAUCUAUGAAGACAGCCCUCCUACCACUAACAUCUGGAAGCGUGUCAAGCCAGGCAGACAAGGAGGCUAAAGAGCUUGCCAGACAAAUUAGCUUCAAGGCAGAAGUCAAUUCAUCCAGCAAGUCUGAUGCUGGACCCUCAAACACGUCAGGAUUGAGCCCCUCUGCUGCUUCCCGUGAGCCCCAGCAGGACGGCGCCGCGACAGCGUUCCAGGAUCCCGCAAGGGCAGCGUCAGAAGCUCAGCAGAGCAGUGCAGCAGGCAGCCAGGAGCACGCUCCACCUGUGCCCACCAGCAGCUCCAUGAGCCCUCGGCAGCGCCGUGCCCAGCAGCAGAGCCAGAGACGGGCUCCGACUUCAAAUGACUUUAAUCGGGUACAGCAGCCAAGAGUCAACAUGAACCACACUGGAUCAACUCUUCUGAUUGUCCUGCUGACUUUUGCAUUGGCAGCUCUUAUAUUUCGUAGAAUAUGUUUGGCUAAUGAGUAUAUAUUUGAGUUAUAAGGUUGUUUCUGUCUUAGCAGUGACGGGAAUGCUUCGUUGAACAUUCUGUAUUGGGUAUGACGUGAGAACUGUUUACAAAGGUUACUUUUUGUAUUUACACUUAAAUCCUUAUGAAUGUUAAUGUACCUACAGAUACAUUACUUUAAGAAGUGCAGAGUUGGACGUUUAACUGCAACAAGUGUUAGUUGAGUGCCCUCUAGACACUUGGAAAAACAGUGCAGUGGAAAGGUAGCAUUCAGGCAUGGAGGAGGGGAGACCAUUUGAGUAAUUUGUCAACUAGAAAAAGGCAGUUUUUAAAAAGUGGUUGAUUCACUUUUUCAUGGAACGUAAAUGCAAUUACUUGCCCAAUUUAAGUUAGUAUAGUAUUUGAAAAUGGAGAAGGAGUUGUCAAAUGAAACACUACUAUGUGUUUGUGUCCAGUGAACUGUUCAUUUAGAAGCGAUACAGUUUUAUAACCACUUUUAUUUACCAUGACACAUUUCUAGAGGAGGAGCACAUACAAAUUGGUUGUGAUGCUGCUUUGUGUGUGUGAUAGGGGGAAAUGAGUGGAGGAUGAAAGGAGGGGCCAGGAAACUAGUUGCAUUAUUUUGAUUAUUAUUUUUUUUUUGAAGAAAGAUUGGAUAAUCUUUUGCAAGAUUUGAAUGUCAUCUUCUCAUACUUUCAAUUGUGUAUCUUGUUUUUAUUUGUGGGGUUUUUUUUAAUUUGAAGAUUAUAUAAAACAUGUCUAUUCUUGCAAUAGUUAUAAAUAUGUAAUAUAAUUAUUUACCCAGAGCUAUUGUCUUUUAAUUAUACCAGAAAUAUACAUAAUGUGUUAAAAUGAAUGUUUCAUAAGUGGUUUUAUUUACUAAAGAAAAUUUAAACCUUAUUAUACUUAAACUCAUAUAUAUGAACAUGCUUAAGAGAAUUAUUUAUUAAAACCUGGGCAGUAAUAAAGAAUUUCAAGCUAGUCUUAGGUUAUGUUUCAAGUUUCACAUGGCCUUUUAUUUGUUGUUUUUUGGGUUUUUUCGUUCUAGUUUUUUAGAACCUAAAAUCAAUGUUUGACCCACAGGUUUUCUGCAUUAUUAAUUUAUUUUAAAAAUACAUAGUUGGUCAUUAAUGAAUGCUGUGAAAUCACAUAUGCAGGCAAUAGACCUACAAUUGUUAGGUUUUUGAGAGAUUUUAUCUUGGAUGUUUAAGCAUUGCAGUGAAGUAGAAGAGCAGUCAGUUGAAUAAUUUUCCUCUUGUGUUAUUAUUCAGAUUUAGAUGUAUUCUAGCACGUUUAUUUCAAAUUUAUCUAACUUUAUUUUGUGCUGUCAGAUGUGGUAGCACUGACUUAAGUGAAACUCUCAUCCUGUUUCUCAGCAAGUAUUUAUCAAGCUACCUACAGCUUUCCUAAAUUUUGUUAAAUAAAGAAUGCUUUUGUGUUUUGAAACACUAGAAUAGCUUCUAAAAUUAGGAAAGCCAAUUGAGUGUCUCAGGGGGAUGUGGAAAUUUGAAAAAAACCCAGACAGUUCUUUUUUAGCACUUGUGGGUUGUUGAAUAUGUUGUUUGCAGGCACAGUGGAAGAAAGAUCAAAAAAUAGUUCUCUUAAGUUUGGACAAAAGCAUGUUGUUCCUUCAGCCAGGUCAGUAGAUCCUUGCACAUUCUGCUGCAGAACAGUUUGGUGUCAGUAUAUCAAUUUAUGUGUUUUUGCUUAAUUAAUAUAUUUAUUCCCUUAGAAGUUUAAAAAAAACCCAAACCACAAAAGCCCAGAAAACCCACACCAAAACCAACCAAACAAAAACCCUCUCUAGAUCCUGUAGCCUCUAAAAGAAAAGCACUGUGUUUUCCUAGUUGGUGUGUUGCUGAAUACUUGUAUUCAAGUGUUGCAGACCUGGGCUCAACAGAAGAGAGUUCUAGAAGAAGUCUGACCCAAAAGGCAUCUUUGCUGGGUUUUGAGCCAUCUGCUUCUCUGGAAUCUUUGCUCUGAACAGGGUUUUCUUUUUCUAGAGCCUCCCUGCUGUGCCAGGCAAACUCAGUCUUGUACCUUUACCACACCCUGGUCAUUAGCAAAGCAGCCGAGUCUGCUGCACAGGGGCAGUGUAUGUUGCCCUUUGAAGGGGUUGUGAGAAGACAAGCUUGGAGUUGUUUCUAAAAACGGCCUCUUCCUUGUGAUGAAAGAAAUUGCUGCUUUGUAGCUUUUCAUUUUUAUUUCAAACUUAUAAAAGUUAAAUUCCCUGGUUGUGCAAAUACCUAUUUGAAAAAAUAAAUAUUGAUAGUGA
Molecule: messenger RNA, 3323 nt
Organism: Apus apus (common swift)
Lineage: Eukaryota; Metazoa; Chordata; Aves; Apodiformes; Apodidae
Gene: UBE2J1
Product: ubiquitin conjugating enzyme E2 J1
Exons: 8
Coding region: 124-1083 (319 amino acids)
Source: RefSeq, a predicted model, not a curated record